Nicotiana attenuata is the source of this 1766-nucleotide messenger RNA. RefSeq names its product hypersensitive-induced response protein 2-like. The record is from RefSeq and is a predicted model, not a curated record. Lineage: Eukaryota; Viridiplantae; Streptophyta; Magnoliopsida; Solanales; Solanaceae. The coding region runs from base 1 to 852 and encodes 283 amino acids. The transcript is spliced from 5 exons.
AUGGGGCAAGCUUUGGGUUGUGUUCAAGUGGAUCAAUCCACAGUUGCUAUAAAGGAAAAUUAUGGGAAGUAUGAAGAUGUUGUUGGUCCAGGUUGUCACUUCAUGCCAUGGUGUUUUGGAAGCCAAUUAGCUGGUUAUUUUUCUCUCAGAGUACAGCAACUUGACAUUCGCUGUGAAUCCAAGACUAAGAAUAAUGUUUUUCUGACUCUGGUUGCUUCAAUCCAGUACAGAGCCUUGGCAAAUGAGGCAGCAGAUGCCUUCUAUAAGCUAAGUAACACAAAAGAGCAGAUUAAAGCAUAUGUCUUUGAUGUUAUUAGGGCAACUGUGCCAACAUUGGAACUGGAUAAUGUUUUUGAACACAAAACCGAGAUAGCCAAAACAGUGGCGAAGCAACUCGCAAAGGCAAUGUCUCUUUAUGGAUAUGAGAUAGUUCAGACUCUUAUUGUAGAUGUUGAACUAGAUGAUCACGUGAAAAGUUCAAUGAAUGAGAUUAAUGCAGCUUCAAGAUUGAGAGAAGCUGCAUACGAGAAGGCAGAAGGAGAGAAGAUUCUGCAGAUAAAGCAAGCAGAGGCUGAAGCAGAAUCAAAGUAUUUAGCAGGGCUUGGCAUUGCUCGUCAACGUCAAGCUAUUGUCGAAGGGCUCAAAGAAAGUGUACUCGGUUUCUCAAAUAGUGUUCCAGGUGCAUCAUCCAAGGAUAUCAUGGAUAUGAUUUUGAUUACCCAAUACUUUGACACAAUGAAGGAGAUAAGUGCCUCUUCUAAUUCAUCUACUGUCUUCAUUCCUCAUAAGCCAGAGGAUGAGACUUUCAGAGCAGAUGUAAAUGAACAGUUUGCUUCAAGGAAAAACAUCUAGGCUACGAUGCAGAGUUGAUGGUUUCUUUUUGUACAUCUAAACUUGGAAGAUUAGGAAUCAUCCAACUGCCUUGAAAUUUCUGCAAGGAAGACAAAGGAUAGCUAUUGAAGAGAGAGGGUAUUUUCCAAAUCACCUUCUCCAUGUAUUGUGUUAGAAAAGGAAAGGUGGGAGAACUAAUUGUGUGCACAUUCUCCAGCUACACAUAGCAGGCUAUUUUCUUAAACACUUGUACAAAGUAUUUGAUAAUUUCAAGGAGGGUGUGGAAAAUAGGUGCACUUGAGAAGUAUAUGAACAACCUGGGAUUUUACUUCAUUUUCUUGAAGUGAUGUUGGUAUAGAGAGGAGCUGGGGGCACUGGCAGAAUAUAUGCACUAUAUUAUAUACUUCAGUGAUCAGUGAGCUCUUUUAUGCAAUUGUAGCCAAGUGGGCAUCGUAGAUGUAAACUUUAUUGAUUAGUUGAUUUUCCACCAACCAAGACUAACAAAGCUAACAGGCAUCCACAAUAGAUGCAGUGUGCUUCACAAGAUCUCCUUUAAUAGCAACCAUAUAUGUCAGUGAUCUCGCUCAGUAGAUGGCCAAGCAACUAGCACCAAUCAAAAAGGUCUCAGUCUAAAACUUCCUUUCCUGAUAAGGACUAAGAAAAGAAGAGCUCUUACUGGAGAGCUCCUCUGUGCCAUCACUGAACUCCAACAACAUAAGGGAAAACUGUUCAUACCAUUAAAUAAUGAACAAAUAAAGAUUAAUCAAUUGCAUGAAUGAUGAAGCCAAGUUAAGUCAAAAACCAGUCCCUCAAUCGACAUUUGAGAUGGAUAUAAGCAAAAAUUCAUGAGUUUGCAUUACCAGUUGAAGGUUAAUCUUACUGGUGCAGAAGGACAAUGUGCUGAAACAAGUCUAUCUAAUUUAUUACUCUGGACC